Molecule: messenger RNA, 783 nt
Organism: Solanum pennellii
Lineage: Eukaryota; Viridiplantae; Streptophyta; Magnoliopsida; Solanales; Solanaceae
Product: LRR receptor-like serine/threonine-protein kinase ERECTA
Exons: 4
Coding region: 1-783 (260 amino acids)
Biological process (GO): hormone-mediated signaling pathway
Cellular component (GO): plasma membrane
Molecular function (GO): protein binding
Source: RefSeq, a predicted model, not a curated record
AUGAUUGUCUUGAACUCUAGUGAAUUGGUUGGUCCAUUGUCACCAGCAGUUGGUAAUCUUAGUUUCCUCAGGGUACUCUGGCUCAGCAGAAACAGUUUCACUGGCCAAAUCCCUGGAGAGAUAGGAAAGCUAUCGAGAUUACGGAGGUUGAACUUAGCAAACAAUUCAUUUUCUGGUGAAAUACCAACAAACAUAUCGCGGUGCUCCAAUCUCAAUUAUAUCCAUUUAGGUGAUAAUCAAUUACAUGGAAAGAUACCUGAUAUUUUUGGUGGACUUAGAAAUUUGGUGUUUCUUGAUCUUGCUUUGAAUUAUCUGUCUGCUCAGAUUCCUAUGUCGAUUUUCAACUUGAAAGGUUCCUACUUCAGUACUGAAUUCCACAUGACGGGAAUAAUUUUACUGGACAAGUACCUGCCUUUGGAAACCAAAAGGAUUUGUACUGGCUUGGAGUUGCUGAAAAUCAUUUUGGAAAUGGGAUGUGAGAUUCCACAUUCUCUUGGAAAUUUGACGAGGUUGAUUGAACUCGAUUUGGGAUCAAACAAGUUGCAAGGUACUGUGCCUUCAAGUCUUGGAAGCUGCAAGUUCUUAUCACGCUUGUAUCUGAAUGGAAAUCAACUUAGUGGUCUUAUACCGAAAAAACUGUUUGAGCUCUCCCUUAUAGAGUUUGAUCUCUCAAACAACCACUUGACGGGGCAUUUUCCUGUAGGGAUUGGCUCUGGAAACUUGACUGGAUUGAUAAACUUGAUCUACAUGAACCAUUCAUACAACAAUUUAUCAGGUGACUAG